AUGGCCAAUAUUAUUAGCUUUUUGAUCUGGCAGGCCACAGUGUACAGUUAUGGUCUGUUCAACUUCUUUCUAUACCUGGGACUUGUUGUCAGGAGCGGCACGUUCUUCAGUAAGCCAACAGAACAGGAGCAGAACGAAUUCCUGCUGGCUCGAGACAAAUACUGGAAUCUUUCCCGGACUGUCUUCGAUCUUCAUCACCGCUUCUUGGUCCUCCGAAAUGGUCUGAAACUUCAUUACCUCACCAACAUCGCAACCCUAGAUCCUUCUGCCCCUCAGAGCAAGCACCUUGUGAUCUUCCUUCAUGGCUUCCCGGACAACUGUCUGUCAUGGCGCUACGUCACAGAUUCACCUUCUUUACGACAAAAUACGACCUUGGUUGCUGUUGAUCUUCCUGGGUAUGGAGGUAGCGACAGCUUGCCGCGUUAUGGCGCAACAGAGGUCAUGGAGCCCUUGACGGAGUUCAUCGUUGCAAUGCGAGAAAAAUACCUCAGGGUGGAUGACAAUGAUAGCGGGCAAGAGGAGAGUCAGGUCAACAAAGUCCUCAUUGUUGGGCAUGAUUGGGGUUGUCUUUUGGGUUACAGACUGGCAGCAGAAGCACCCAGUCUUGCCGAUCGCUUUAUAUUGACCAACUGUCCUCACCCUCAACUCGCUCUAAGCAACAAAGACCGCAUCUUGACUGCUAGCAAGAAAAUGAUGAUGACUUUCCUGCAUGCGCCGCUGGCUAACUAUCACUGCUUCCCCAAAGUUUUUGACGAGAUGAAACCUUUGGCAUAUCAGGUCCUGCUCUUCGGCUAUAUUGCUGCUUUCCAGCUUCCCAAAGUGAUGGUCAAAUAUCUUGGAUGUGGCGGGAACUACGCCUUCAUACGCGAAGCACUCAAAAGCAAACAUGGUAAAGAUAAAACUGCUUUCAACCCUCCGCAUUCUCUUGCCAUGACCAUGGGUCCUGGACAGGCAGAAUGCCGAACAACUACUGAUCACGGGAAACCAGAACAGUAUGGUGAAAGCGUGUUUGGCCGAGCUAAAGACUCAGACGAAUGGUUCGUUAGCGCUACCGCAUACUACCGAGAUGGAGCUGCAUUUGACAAGUGGGAGAAGUCGAUUCACACCGUGGCAGCACUCCACAACAUUGCAGUUGACAAUGAGGCCUGCAUGAAGAAUAGACACUCUCGCAAACGUCGGCAGUCAUCUGCGUCUUCCACACUGUUCUCUGAUAUUUGUGCCAGCAGUUUGAAAGCGCCUGCCACAAUCAUCUGGGGUCAGAGAGAUCAGGCUUGCACGCAGCCAAUCUGCUUGAACGGGAUUGGUGAUUAUCUGGCUCGCGACAGUCAGGUACUUCUGCUGCCGAAUACGGGUCACUGGACGCCUAUUGAGAAGGCAUCGAGGGAGAGUCUUAAGAGAAUCCUGGAAAAGUUCGUCCAGAAUGGCGAUCUCCAGAAGGAAGACCUUCAGGAAGCUGUGAGGAUGACGUACCCCAAUGCGAUUGUCAGCAUCGACAAAUAA
Molecule: messenger RNA, 1500 nt
Organism: Endocarpon pusillum Z07020
Lineage: Eukaryota; Fungi; Ascomycota; Eurotiomycetes; Verrucariales; Verrucariaceae
Exons: 3
Coding region: 1-1500 (499 amino acids)
Source: RefSeq, a predicted model, not a curated record